UUGUGUAUGAGAGUCGCCAUCCUUAGACGAACUGAGCCGCCUUCUUUUGACUGAAUGUACAGGUGCCAUGGGUAGUUGUGUUCGUCGCAAAUAGUUUUCGGUCAUGACGAUGUUGUUGCUCUUAGAAAAAAAUAAAUUUGCGAUGCAGAAAUGCCAAGACUUCACGCUAGCAGAGAAAUUUUAUUUGCGGAAAAAGAUCUCCAUAGCUCCAGCUCCAGGGCAUCCUCCACAACGGACUUGACGUAAUCGUUCUUUUAUUCUUUUGUUUCCCCCCCAUUCAUUAUCUCUAGAGUGCGUAUUGCCAAGAGAAUACUCCUACCGCUAUGCGCGCCCUCACAGAAACGGAGACCAAAACCCUCUUCUCCAAGCUCGCAAACUACACCGGCCGCUCCCUGAAUAACCUAAUUGCGCCUCCCCCCUCCUCUACCACAGAAGGCGGCGAGCCCUCAGCAGACGAUCGCCAUGUCUUCCGCCUCCAUGGCUCCCGAGUGUACUAUGUGCGCCUCGCUAUAGCCAACCUGGCCACUUCAGUGCCCCGCGAGAGCCUCCUUUCGUUAGGUACCUGCGUCGGGAAAUUCACCAAGACUGGCAAAUUCAGACUACACAUCACUGCAUUAGAUGUGAUUGCGCCACAUGCAAGGUAUAAGAUGUGGAUUAAGCCGAAUGGGGAGAUGCCAUUCCUUUACGGGGGCAACAUUGUGAAAGCGCAUGUUGGCCGGUGGAGUGAGGACUGUCCUGAACAUUCUGGUGUGGUGGUGCAUUCGAUGGAUGAUACGCCUUUGGGAUUCGGAGUGACUGCUAGAUCGACGGCAGAAGCACGAAGGCUAGACCCCACAGGAAUUACGACAUUUAGGCAAGCAGACAUAGGAGAGUACCUAAGAGAGGAGGAUACACUUUUCACCACGUAAUUAUUUGCCAUACUUAUUUAUUUUGUUUUAUUUGUUUUCGUCCAUUGCUUUUGUUGAAAAGUCUGGCGUUAUUGUGUAAUGGCUACCACGGGUUUUCAGAGAUGUUUCAUGCGGGAAUAAGGGUCUCUCGAUUACGUUUUGCUUCAGUUGCUUUCAGGCUGCUUGCUGCCUUUGUCCUGCGUCUCACUUGUCCCCGAUCUAUUACUGUAUUUGGUUCCGUAUGUGUAGUGGCCUGCUCAUACCCGGCAUUCAUUGCCAUCGUCAUCUUAUUUUUUUGAAUUGGAAAUUGCCUGGGGAUCUAUAGAGUCCAACCUACCGCCACACUAAAUGACAACUUAGAGGAUUGAUCAAUAGUAUAAAUAUCUAGACGGAUACUGUAGCUAUCUCAAUACAGAAAUUGUUUUAGAAACUAUUUGGC
Messenger RNA from Blastomyces gilchristii SLH14081, 1326 nucleotides. RefSeq names its product ribosome biogenesis protein NIP7. The record is from RefSeq and is a predicted model, not a curated record. The transcript is spliced from 3 exons. Bases 324 to 908 code for a protein of 194 amino acids. Gene Ontology annotation, biological process: ribosome assembly; ribosomal large subunit biogenesis. Gene Ontology annotation, molecular function: RNA binding. Lineage: Eukaryota; Fungi; Ascomycota; Eurotiomycetes; Onygenales; Ajellomycetaceae. Gene Ontology annotation, cellular component: nucleolus; nucleus; preribosome, large subunit precursor.